Anopheles funestus (African malaria mosquito) is the source of this 6969-nucleotide messenger RNA. RefSeq names its product neuroligin-4, X-linked-like. The record is from RefSeq and is a predicted model, not a curated record. Lineage: Eukaryota; Metazoa; Arthropoda; Insecta; Diptera; Culicidae. The transcript has 16 exons. Bases 1572 to 4901 code for a protein of 1109 amino acids. Gene Ontology annotation, biological process: chemical synaptic transmission; postsynaptic membrane assembly; synaptic vesicle endocytosis. Gene Ontology annotation, cellular component: synapse; postsynaptic membrane; cell surface. Gene Ontology annotation, molecular function: neurexin family protein binding; signaling receptor activity.
CAGCUUCAGCCGACGGCGGCGGCAUCGGUGGGUUCGUGCUGACGGUUUGACGUACGUUCAACGUUCGCGGAGUAGUGCCCUCGUGCUUCGUUAUCAAUUCGGAAACUGAUAACUUCCUCAAGCGUAGGAAAGAUACACCGUUGUGGCAGCUUUGCUGCACUUUUACUGUACGCCACACUGAGGCGCGCUUGAGGCGUUUCCAGCUGGGUGCACUUUUCCGCUGGAUGGGAAAUAAACGCCUGGCUGAGCGGGAAAAGCGCGUAGCACAUCCGGAUUUGUGGUCGGUAUACUGCCGUAGCCUGAACAUUGUUGCUCGAUAAUCGCGAAUUUUCGUGUGCGUGAUUGUUUUGUGUGUGUGAGAGAGUGCGAAAAGCGGUGAUACAGCAUCAGUACGGUUGGUCGCGUUGCUGGAUCUUUUAUGUAGUGUGUUGCAUCUGAAAAUAAAGUUGUGCUUCUACCAGGCCGACCAACCCAGCCAGCUAGCUCGGCCAGAUAAAACCUGCUUCUGGUGUGUGUUUUCACGUGGUGUGGUAACAGAUCAGCCGGGGAUUGUCCAGGGAUUGGCGUAAACUCAUUCGCAACGUGCUACCACCCCGUUGUUGGCGUGCGGUGAUUAAAUGUGUGCGGCUUGUUGUGGCGUUGCAAAACGCACGCCCGCUAGCCAUUCGCUAGUGAUGUGGUUGUGUUCGACGAAAAUGAUCAAAUAUUCAUGCUAAUGGUGAUGAUGAUGAUGAUGUUUAAGAUGUUUGUGAUAGUCGUGGCAUAAAAAUGGCGUAUCGUAUGGAUGUAGGAAAGUGUGCUUUAACGGCUUUAAAGGAAGUGAAAUAACGUGUAGCAUUAGCAGGAGUGUUAUCAGAAGUUUGUGACCAAAGAAAAAAGGCGUGAUCAAACAAAUUGGCAUGCAGUGUUUGAAGCUGGGGAAAAAAUCUCUUGCUAUCGGAAAUAAGAUAGCACGAAAAAAAAAUUCCAUUCGAUCAGGUUGAAAAUAAUUUUCAGCACAGUUACCCAUGGUGAACAUCGGCGACUAGCGGCGGUCUCAAAAAAUCGUUGUAAAUUACUCACUCAACGCAGGGUGCUAUUUAGGAGCGGUAAAAUUGAAACACUCCACAAAAAAACAGAUUCACACAUCGAACGUGUUGAUGUUAUUUACCCUAGAAGAAAGUGAAAAGCAAAAGUGAUUUUUUAUGAUUUUUUUUUAUUAUUUUGUGUAGUGAUGUUUUUGAGAGAACAUAUUCCUCGUAAAGCAUUCAGCGCAAACUCGUGUACCCUUUCAGGCAAGAGUGACAAGGUGAAGAUCGUGUACAGGUAAUUCGGUGCCAUUAUGCAGUGUGAGGUGCGUUGGAAUUGAAUUGGUAGUUGCAGCAAGGAAUAUUAAUUGCAACCGUGAAUUGAAUCUGUCGAUUCGCGUUAGCCUGCUUACGCCCGCCAGUAACGCGGUAUGUUGUACGCGGACGGAUUCUACCGCAAUCGUCAAAGUACCCAUACCAUACCGUGUCAUUCGUGUGCGUAGAAUGGCCGAUCCUCAUGCGGGGAACCGGUAAUGUUCCCCCAUUCGUUAACCGCACUGUACAAUGCAGGCCCACGAUGGGCCAAAGCGAUCCUACCGCCACGACCGUCAGCAGCAACAGCAGCAAGGGCCACACUUACCGGAGCCGGAAGUGAGCAGCCGUGUCACGUCCUGUUUGAGAUUCGUGCUGCAAACGAAACUCGUCCCAUUCCGUGCCACGAUCUGGCUGUGGGUGCUGUGUGCCUGCAGCUUCGCCAUUGUUCCUGCCCGGGCUGGACCGCGCUACAGUUCGCGCAUCGUCGAUACAAAGUCGGGCGCUAUCCGGGGCGUUAUCCUCGAGCUCAACUCGAAGCACCUCGAGCCAGUGGAGGUUUUUAAAGCUGUGCCGUACGCGACACCACCGAUAGGAAGUUUACGUUUUGAGCCACCGAAGAAACUUCCACCGUGGAAAGGAACCAAACUGGCGGAUACAUUUGGAUCCGUGUGCCCACAGAGUUUUCCCGACAUCAGCAAUCGGACGGCGGCACUACUCUCGAUGCCGAAAGGGCGUUACCAGCAUCUGAAGCGACUGCAACCAUUGCUGGCGAACCAGAGCGAGGACUGUCUGACGCUCAACAUUUACGUCCCCGGAAGUGGAAGCCGCGGACUGGAGGCACCCUAUUCAAUUUUCUUCUACAUCCACGGUGAAGCGUACGAUUGGGGUUCCGGCAAUCCGUACGACGGUUCGGUACUAGCCAGCUACGGUCACGUCAUAGUUGUAACAGUCAAUUUUCGUUUAGGAAUACUCGGUUUUCUAAAAACUCGUGCCUCACUGUCACCCGGUUCCGGCGGUAAUCUAGGAUUAAUGGACAUCAUUCUCGCUCUGCACUGGGUACGAGAUAACAUUGCGUCGUUCGGCGGUGACCCGAAGCGCAUCACUCUCGUCGGCCACGAUACGGGAGCGGCACUCGCGAAUCUCGUCCUUAUCUCCAAGUCGGGAAAGGGACUUGUGCAAAGGGCAAUUCUUUUGAGUGGUUCAGCACUCAGCCCGUGGGCACUCAUACCGGACCCGGACGCGGUACGGUUGGAAGUGUCACAACAGAUGGCAUGCCAUCUAGUACCGGGCCGGAACGGUCGGAAGCCAUCGACCGACGACAUUACCGACUGCCUGCGGGAUAAACCGAUCGAGGCGCUUAUGGGCGUACGGUUGACCAGUGUACGGUUCAUGCCUUCCUGGGGACCGUUUCUACCGCUGGAGGACUCGUUGGAUCCCGAGUUUGCCAUGGAACAUUCGGGCGAGGGCUUCAUCACGAGCGAGCUAAUGUUGGGCAUGAGUACCACCGAAAGCUACAACGACUUCAGCGCGUCAGACAUUCAGUACGGACUGGAGGAAGAUCAGCGAAACCGGUUGCUGCGGACGUACAUUCGCAAUGCGUUCACGUUCCAUCUGAACGAGAUAUUCUCCGCCGUCCGGAACGAGUACACCGACUGGGACAAACCAAUCCAGCAUCCAAUCAAUAUCAGAGACUCAACCAUGGAAGCCUUGAGCGAUGGCCAUACGGUGGCACCCAUAAUUAAGGUGGCUUAUCUGCAUGCGAGACGAGGUGCAAAGACUUACAUGUUUCAUUUUGGGUACCAAAGCAAGGAAAGUGAAUAUCCACAGAGGCUGGGUAGUGUACGGGGUGAAGAACUACCGUACAUCUUCGGACUACCGCUGGUGCAGGGUGGUCCAGUAUUUCCGCAGAACUUCUCGCGCCAGGAUAUGGGUGUCAACGAGGCGGUGCUGAACUUCGUGACCAACUUCUGCAAAACGGGUGACCCGAACGAGGCCGGCCACCAGCAGGCACAGCCGCUCCAUCCCGACUACGGUACGGCGAAGGAGCGAACCCGUUUCCGGCUCAUCACGUGGGAAACGUACGAAACCACCACGCAGCAGUAUCUUAGCAUCUCAACGAAGCCAAAAAUGCGCAGCCACUACCGGGGACACAAGAUGGCACUUUGGUUGAACCUAAUUCCGCAACUUCACCGACCGGGCGAUCCGGAUGUUUCCAUGCGACACCAUCACUUCCGUGAGCGGGAACCACACUAUUAUGCCGGAUCAGUACGUGCAGAAUCGUUCAGUCGUCCGAGAUCGCUCUACCAGAACGGAAUCAUAAACGAUGCGCAGGAAUCGCGCCAGGAAUCAUUCGGCACCGAAUGUACACCGGAUCCGACGAUGGGCGAGGUCCUGCAGGAGAGUGGCGGUGGUCCAGGUGACACCAUCGGGAACGUGCUCAGCGAGGAGGAGGAAGCGGAACUGCUGGAAAAGCUUGCCAACCGGCACUACUACAGCUAUACGGCUGCCCUCGGCGUAACGGUCGGGGUUGGGUGUCUGUUGCUGCUGCUCAACAUGUUGAUCUUUGCCGGUAUCUACUACCAGCGGGACCGCACGAAACGGAAAUCGCAAGCAUCGCAAUCGAGCGGAACGGUCGGUGGUAGUGGCGUUACGACCGGUACAUCCGCCUCCCUUUCGGGCAGUAACGGAACGCCGGACGAAUCGGAAAUUCCACUCACGAGCAUACCGACUCCAUCGCCGGUCAAAGUGAAACGUACGUUUGAACCACCGCCCAGUUACGCGACACUACCGAAGCGAACGGCCGGUAACAACAAUGGUUCGGGUGCGGGCGUUGGAAGCGUACAUCAUCAGCAUCACCAUCAUCAUUUGCAUCAGCAUCUGCAGGGCGCCGCAAGUGGGACGAAAGAGACGAAGCUUGGUUCGCCACCGACAUCUACCCAUCUUCGCACCGGUACUCUAGGACGAUCCGGCACGGGGAGUUUCUACGACUCCUCCACAAACAGUCGACACCAACACCAGCAACAGCAGCAGCAGUAUUCGGCACAACAACAGAUAAUCUCACCGCACAGUAGUAGCGUCGCCCACACGGCAGUGACAAUAACGCCGACAGCUACCGUCAGCCAUCAUCAAACGUUGCCACGUGCCAGCAAAGCGCCCCUUCCACCGAUCCGAUCAACGACUAGUAGCAGUAGCAAUGCCUCCACGUCCUCCGGUACGGCAUCCACUUCCAUCGCUCCACUGACGUCCAUCCUUGUAAAUAGCAACAACAACAGCAACCACCACCAUCAGCAUCACUAUCAGCAGCAGGGCUGCGAGUUGGCAGCACUGCCACCGCAACCAAACAGCAACGUCAUAACGGUGGACCUGGUGAGUUCGACUACGGCGGCAUCCACCGGAAGCCCAUCGGCAAUGGGUGGCCAACAUCAUCAGCAUCAGCACCACCAUCACCAUCAUGCGCAUCACCAUGCGAACGGUAGUGGACCGAAUGCCACAGCCAACACAGGGAACAGUGCUGGACCGCCCGCUGGCAGUACGGCCACGCUCAAGAAACGCGUCCAGAUCCAGGAGGUAACCGUAUAGCAUCGGUACAGCACAGCUGACGACGACCAGGAAGCUGUGUGAAGACAUAAAUGCUAACGUAAAAUGCUAAACGCGACUGAUCGUGAAAACGGUGAUCGGUUCGAGCGAAAGGAACGCGAACGCCUUGUCGUCGACAGGGUGCAAACAAUCGAUCGGACGGUAAAUCAGGAUGCAUGAGUUUGUAUUUUUCAAGCUAAAAAUGUUCCGUGCUGCUGCUGUUGCCAUGCUCCCCAAUUCCUUCAUGCAGUUGAUUGGCAAUGCAAUAAUUCUUCAUUUACUCACUUCUCACUUACCAGAUACCAAGAAGAAGGAAAAAAAAAACAUUAACUCAAUCGAUUGGAAGCAUUUGCAGCCAUUUCACCAUUUUCCAAUCAAUAAAUCUUUGCCAUUUCCAUCGUUUAAGAAGGGCGAAAAAAUCACAACCAGCACGAGAAAGCUCUCGACCAUUGCAACAAGUUAAAGUCAAGCUUAGCCUUUUUUGUUCCUUUCCUUUUCGGUGGUACAGAUUUUGCUAGCAUUCAAACUACACCAAAAACGGGAAGGGCAAGAUUAGUUCCCAAAAAAAAGGAAUCGUUUGCUUGCUGCUUCUUCUGGAUUUUAGAACCUUUCUUUUUUACCGUAACCCGUGCAUGCCCCUUCCGAUCGAUUGCUGCCCGAGGUCGACAUCCAAAUCAAGCGCCCAUUCGGGAAGGUACACGUGACCGUACCGGGAGAAUAAAUCUCAACUGUAAAUAAGACACGAUGCCGCCCCGAAUGAAACGGAAGGAUGUAGACGAUCCCUAACAUUUCUCCCUUACUUUACCAGUGCAGGUGAACGUGUUCCACAACACUGCUGGUGAAUUCAGUAGGGAAUUGCGAAGAAUUGUGUUUAAAAGUGUAGCAAAAAUUAAAGAGUGUAUCUGGAGGGUUUAUCGUAUGUGAAACGAUAUUUAAAGUUACUGUAAGGGUUGUUUCUCCAACCUGGGUGAACAUUUCCGGGAAUUGUAUCACCUGCUGCAAGGUCAUAGCAUCAAGGUCAGGCGUAAGGAGUUUUGAAUUGAAAUUUUAAAACCUAAAAAUCCAGUUCCAAAACUGGGAACCGCGCAUGUAGAUAUUGAGUAUAGAGUGAAUUUGAACCAGUAUUUAUUGACUGUUUUGCGUAAGUGGAUGUGUACAGCCUAGAACAGUGAAACAGUUACGUGAUUUGAGUCCUACUAACCACUUCCCCGUUUCCCUUGUUAGUCCCUAUCCUUUCCCUUCUCCUCCACAAAAGAAAACCCUAUAGUUCUACGUGACAAAAAAAAUGUGGAAAACUGAAAGGAAACCAGCUAGUUUAGAAUCUAUUUAGCAAAAUAAUAAAAAGAAAAUCAUUAGACAAUUAGUAUAAACGAAAAAAGGGGAUUGAGAAUAGUUAUGGUAACUAGUGCAAUCGAUUUCAUCAUUAUUUGCAAAGCAAACUACAUUUAAACCAAUUCAACCGAUCAUACACAGAAAAAGAAAACAAUUGGAAAGCAUAGGAAUCAAAAACAUUACUUCAUGCAUUAUAAUUCUGGAAAAUGAAAUGUUUAUACAAAACACAAAAUCAUUCAAAUAUUUGAAAGCCAGCUUUAUUCUCCAUCUUCCACACAAUGGAAAGAAGAUGGACCUGGGUGAGGAAGAAAACAAAACAAAACCAUACAGACACACACACACACAAUGUUGAAUAGCGUUUUAUAAAGAUACGUACGAAACAGAACGCCCGUUUCGUUUCGUACGACCGUAAGUGUGCAUAAAUAGCAUUAAGGCACGCGAUCAGCUUCCCAAAAUCGCGCCACGUUUCGACCGCCGUAAAGGAUUCGUCGUCCAUUUUCACAUUCACACACACACGUACACACAUAAAACAUAAUAACAGACAAAUCAUACACACACACAUACAAACAUACAAAUUUCCCACAUAUUGUAAGUGAGAUUGGUGCUACGACGCCUUUUUCCAGGGCUUUAUCAAACGAUCGAACGACGGGAAGUCGAAGAAAAAGGAUAUCGUGAAACGAAACGAGAAGAUGAUAAUAAUAAAUGUUUCAACGCAGCAACACAAAUGCAUAAACGAAAA